AUGUGUGAGAGCGAGCUUUUCCCCGUUUCCAUGUUCGGGGAUGCUACCGAAAGGAAGGCAGAAUUUUCCUCAGAUAACAACGAUACAGAAUCUCCCAUGAGAAAAUCAGCUAUCGCGUAAGUUAUGUAUUUGUAGUAGUGUCAUUCCGCCCAUCUGCAGAAGACGAUUAUCCUUUAUGGCGGUCAAAUAUCACUUCCAUUCAAAUUGUCACCUAGCGUGCGAGCAAGUUACCCAUUUAGAGUGGUGAGCGAAGAGAGACGAGGCCCGCGACGAGCGGAGAAGCGAGUGGCGAAGCCCGAGGUUUUCGUUUUCUCUUCCCUCGCUUACGUGUGAUCUCUUGCGAUACCACCAAAUGCGACCUUUUUCGGCGCGCAACAAAGGAAAUAGGAGACAUCUGCAUGCAGGCAAAAAGGGAUGAAAGACCUCUUUUGACGCAGGCUAGAAGUACUCCCGUGAGAUGGCGUUAAUAGACGGAAGCAUUGAGGCACUAUAGGUGACGUUAAACCUCCGUUAAUUUACAGACACUCAGAGAGUUUUGAAUAGCAUCAGACCUGUUCCACCGAGUCCUUCAAAAUAAAUUCCAGAUUAAAAAUAUUUUGUUGAACUUCCGCUCUGUACAUUCCUCAAACUGAUUGGCCAACAGAUUCAUCCGGGACACUUAGGACGGUCAAUGCAGGAAUAUAUUUCUAUACUUUUUCCUAUGGAAUUAUUUUUAUUCUGGGUUUUUCCGUUGCAAGGAUUUGUUGGUACUUUUCUAACCUCCCCACUGCCCAGAUUAUCAUUUUCUCACGUUUGUUGCUCAAUUUGAUUUACUAUCUUGGGAAAAGAGACUGACUUCAUAGACAUAAAUGCACUUUAAAAACUAUUAUUAAUCUUUUAUUAAUGGUGCAAUUACCAUUCCUUGUUCUCAUUUUAAAUAGAUCACCUGUCUCAACUCGACAAUUGAAACUGGACCCCGAUAUCAUAUGGAUACAAGAGGAAAUUGUUGGUCCCUACGGUUUCAAGAAAGACCCGGAAAUAGAUGAAUGGAAACAGCAACCAUCCUUUGAAAAUGAUCUAGGAACCGCCAAAUUUAGAAAAGUCGCUUUAAAAGCUCUGAAGUUCUUUAAAAUUAAUAUUGAUUGGAAAAGUUCAAAAAACAAAAAGAGCUGCUCUAACCUCCUAUACAUGACAGCCGCUAGAUAUCUUUUGGUAACGCAUAUUCUUUACGAACAAAGCGGUAAAAAGUUGAUUGCUUGUGAGGAAGUUGGAGAGUACGGCAAAAUGAAAAAAUUUGUGAUCCCUGAUUCUGGAGUAUGUUUUCCUAAGCCCUACGGAAGCGCCACUUGUAAAUCGGACUAUGACGUUGGGCUGAUUGGUAAAGAUGCUGGUAUUCUAACGAAGAAGUUUAACAACUAUUUUCAAACUACUUUUGGAAAACCUUCAGAGCUUGUUUUUGAUACAAAUGUUUACGCUUUGACACUGGAAUUCUCCAUGCCCUCCAUAUUUCAUGGUCUUCCAAUUAGGUUUGCUGAUCUUAUCACCCAAAAAGAGCAAUCAGUGAACUUCAAAAUGCAGGAAUUGGCCAGUGCGUACUACAAGGUCUUUAAAUAUAACGAAGGCUUCUUUCUCACGAUGGCGAAUAAAGCUAAGAGAGCAAUGAAAAAAACUUUCAAAGAGCGGCUUAACUAUUGGCUGUCGGAAUUUAAUAAAUUGAAUAAUCAACAUGGAAUGAGGCUCGUAAAAGGCAAUUCCCUCAAAGACUUUAGAAAAUCACAUAAUGAACAGUACCAAACGCGCGUGGCAAAGAUGUCAAAAAAUGGCGGAUAUAAAGCUAAAAAUUUAGGUAAUUACUUAUUCUUCUUUUGUUAUUAAUUCAUAACGAGUGAGCGAUAUAGUAGCACUUAGGUGAACAUGAAAGGGAAACACUGCAGUUAAUUUAAUGACUUAAUGACUUCUGUUUUUUCAGAUUCAGUCCUGACCUUUUACCGACCCACCUAAGCGUAUGCGAAAUGUUCUGGCUAGUGGUUGCCGCGUGAUCAGUACACCGUUUAAUCACUAAUCAGGCUUUUUAAGGGUGUUGCGAUGUCUACUCCUUAUUCUUUCAACUUGCCAACUUCAGUCAAAUAGUUUUUAAUGUGACAUUUACCAUCUGUUGUAGUAUAGCCAUCGAGAGCUAUCCAGAGGGUUAAGUCAGGUUGCAUUAAGAUUGCGACAAACGCUCUCUUUUUCCCAAUACAGUAGAAUGACCAAGACUAGAGCCUGAACCUUGACCACGCAUACAAAUAGUUCACUCAUAGUCUCUCCUUCAUGGUUUACUCGAUAAACGGUUUAAUUGGCCAUGUUGUAAACGAGCGGGGAAUUGGUACGACUUAUGAUCGCAAAUGCCCUAGGGAUCGUUUGGAGGGACAGAAAACAGAAGGCGGACAGCAAGCGACUUAUUUACGCUCUAUGCCAGAAGAAGACAGACCUUAUGUGCCUGGAUCGUAAAGAAUUUUAUAGACGUGAAGACAAAUUGCAUUUCUGAAACUGUUAUUGAAGCCUGGAACACAGUAAUUGUAGUGCGCUAUUAUUCUCUCCCUCCAAGCGAUCCCAAGAAACAUUGUGGUCGCAUAUCAUACCCAGUUUUUCAGGCGAUUAGGACAUAGAGAAUUAAUGAACUUUUGCCUUGAAGGUAUUCUCGCCGAGGCAUUAAUCUACGCAGCAGAGGCGUACCACACCCGCGGCGCCAUCCGACAUGUAGUCGGAGCAAUGCAGCUGAAGUCGAUAGGCGGGCAAAACAACAAUGCACUUUCAACUCACGACCUGUGGGUAUCAAUGAUUGAAAACUGGGGAGAGUCAAACAAAGAAUACAACCACUGCAAUCAAGACCCUCUGACCAAGUGCCUCCUAAAGAUGAGCAAAUAUCUUUUGUUCAACGCGAUGAGACUGCUCCGUUCCCGUCUACCAAUAAUAAAGAGAUUUUUCCUGUUAAAAUUUAGAACUCCCAAUGACCCUGAAUCCACAGCGGGAGAGUGGCUACGAUAUAAAAAGGAAGGAAAAACGGAGAUUCCUGAAAGCAAAAACAGUAUGAUAAAAUCCUUUUUGGGCAAUUUUAAAUGUAAAAUAAGAGGAAAGGCAAAAGAUUUUAGAAACAUUCCACUCUCUCCAGAGUGUUUAGGCAAAAUACAUGACGUUGUAAAUGCUUAUAAUGUAAAGUUGGCCGCUGCACUUGCUACAGACGUAACCAUAAAAUCACCGUAG
Porites evermanni is the source of this 3222-nucleotide messenger RNA. NCBI's taxonomy places the organism in Eukaryota, Metazoa, Cnidaria, Anthozoa, Scleractinia, Poritidae. The record is from the annotation of a GenBank genome assembly.